Drosophila willistoni is the source of this 444-nucleotide messenger RNA. RefSeq names its product holotricin-3-like. Lineage: Eukaryota; Metazoa; Arthropoda; Insecta; Diptera; Drosophilidae. The transcript has a single exon. Bases 1 to 444 code for a protein of 147 amino acids. The record is from RefSeq and is a predicted model, not a curated record.
AUGAAAAGUUUCGAAUUAUUUUUGAUUUUAGCCUUUAUCGGUAGUUUUUUAAUUCAGUGUGAAGGACGCGGAGGUGGAGGAGGUGGCGGUGGCCAUGGCGGAGGUGGUGCCGGCCAUGGAGGAGGAUUUGGCGGUGGCCAUGGAGGAGGAUUCGGAGGCGGCAGAGGUGGUUUCGGUGGAGGCGGCAGAGGUGGUUUCGGCGGCGGUGGAAGAGGUCCUCCUGGUCAUGGUUUCGGAGGCGGUGGCUAUCGCGGAGGCUUUGGCUAUGGUGGCUACCGAGGAGGACUUGGCUAUGGCGGCUAUCGAGGAGGUCUGGGCUUUGGUGGCAUACUACCCGUUCCCUUGCCUGUGCCCAUACCAUAUUCUUAUAAUCGUUGCCGUCGUCCAUAUCCUUAUGGAUACUCUUCCUACUAUUACGAUGACUAUGAUUAUUAUUAUUGUUGA